CACUUCUCAAUUUAUUAUAAAAUGUAAUAUUUCCCUUGGAACCACUUCCGGAGCUUGUGGUACAACUCUCCAAAGCUCUUCUCCAUCCCUCUUCCUCUCACUCACAACUCUUGUCUUGCUCGUCUCUGUGAAGAUGAAGAUUCCCAGCAUGGUGCGUUCACUCACAGCUCUGCAACUCAACAGACGAGGAAUCCCACUUUUUGCUAAUUCCACAACACUUCUUGACUCUCCAAGUCGUCCCUUCUCUACUGCAUUACCGGAGAGCCAGGAACUGAUCGAAUUCAUGGAGUACAUGGAAAAGCUCAAAAACUACGAGAAAACAGGCGUGCCUAAAGGAGCCGGCACCGACUCCGGAGAGGGGUUCGAUUUAGGCAGGAUGAGGCGGUUGUUGCAUAAUCUGGGCAAUCCUCAAUCCAAAUUCAAGGCUGUACAUAUUGCUGGUACCAAAGGCAAAGGAUCAACUGCUGCAUUUCUUUCCAGCAUUUUACGUGCAGAAGGGUAUUCUGUUGGUUGCUAUACCAGCCCGCAUAUACAAACUAUUAGAGAGCGUAUAACACUGGGAACAACUGGAGCACCAGUAUCUGCAAAGACAUUGAGUUCUCAUUUUGACAAAAUAAAGGAGGCUCUUGACAUGGCAGUGAAACUGGAAAAGGGGCAUCUCAGUCAGUUUGAGGUUCUCACUGCUGUAGCAUUCAGCCUAUUUGCUGAAGAGAGAGUUCAUUUUGCAGUCAUUGAGGCUGGACUAGGUGGAUCACGGGAUGCAACCAAUGUAAUUUCUAGCUCUGAUCUGGCAGCAUCAAUCAUUACAAAUAUAGGUGAAGAGCAUCUGGCUGCACUUGGCGGAUCAUUGGAGAGUAUUGCAGUUGCUAAAUCAGGAAUAAUCAAAGAAGGACGUCCACUCGUUCUAGGUGGGCCGUUCCUUCCACAUAUUGAGCAUAUUAUUCGUGAUAAGGCGUUGUUUAUGCGUUCACCUGUAAUAUCAGCAUCUGAUCCUGGAAAUAGAAGUGUUCUCAAAGGGUUUUCUAGAUCAUGUGAGACGCCUCGCCAAUUAUGCGAUAUUCUGCUUCUGAUUGAGAAGGACCUUGAAGUGUUCAUUGAGUUGUUUGAUGUACAAUUACGGUUGCUUGGGUCUCACCAGCUUCAGAAUGCUGCAACUGCUACUUGCACAGCCCUUUGCCUUCGUGAUCAAGGAUGGAAAUUAUCUGAUGCAUCCAUUCGCAAUGGUCUAGAAUGUGCAUAUCUGCUUGGUAGAAGCCAAUUUUUAACAUCUAAGGAAGUGGAGAUGCUAGGACUGCCAGGAGCAACUAUACUGCUCGAUGGAGCCCAUACCAAGGAAUCUGCCCAAGCUUUGAUGAACAUGAUUAAAGUGGCAUUUCCUGAGGCAAGUUUGGUCCUUGUGGUUGCUAUGGCGAAUGACAAAGAUCAUUUAGGUUUUGCUCGAGUGCUACUUUCAGCUGGGUGCUUGGAAGCUGUGUGUUUCACUGAAAUCGAUAUUGCUGGAGACAGAUCACGUACGACUUCAUCAUCCUUGUUAAAAGAUUCCUGGAUACAAGCAUGUACAGAGAUGGGUUGUGAUUUUCUUGACUGCAAAACUGCUAAGUACGAGUUCGUUGAGGAUCAGCAUAGUCAAUUUGAAGGAAAAAUGGGAUGUCAAUCCGUCUUGUUCGCUGAGGGAUCAUUAAUGGAUUCAAUUAGACUUGGAAAUGAGAUCUUCAGUGCAAGAUCUGGAACCCAAAGAGGGAUAGUUGUGGUCACUGGAUCUUUGCAUAUUGUUUCAGCUGUAUUAGGUUCCCUCGAAGGAUAAGUUGAAAACUUGCUAUUCAUUGUUUAAUAUAUUUUCCAAAUAAAGAUUUGGUUAUUAAAGUCCUGUUGACAUCUGGGAAUUGAUUCAUGAAUAUGUAUAAAAUUUCCAUUAUUCCAUUAUUAAGUGCUGUUAAGCUAGUACAAGUCAAUGCCUAUCCAU
Messenger RNA from Sesamum indicum (sesame), 1963 nucleotides. It is a transcript of the gene GLA1, whose product is annotated as Folylpolyglutamate synthetase family protein. Lineage: Eukaryota; Viridiplantae; Streptophyta; Magnoliopsida; Lamiales; Pedaliaceae. The record is from RefSeq and is a predicted model, not a curated record. Gene Ontology annotation, molecular function: tetrahydrofolylpolyglutamate synthase activity; ATP binding; dihydrofolate synthase activity. Gene Ontology annotation, cellular component: cytoplasm. Gene Ontology annotation, biological process: folic acid-containing compound biosynthetic process.